Molecule: messenger RNA, 300 nt
Organism: Kwoniella mangroviensis CBS 8507
Lineage: Eukaryota; Fungi; Basidiomycota; Tremellomycetes; Tremellales; Cryptococcaceae
Exons: 1
Coding region: 1-300 (99 amino acids)
Source: RefSeq, a predicted model, not a curated record
AUGUCGAGAAAUCAAGCCUCAGCCAACACAACCGAUAAUUUUCCUCUUAUCAUAAGUGUAAUGAGAGGUACGAACAACGACAACUCUCGAUCUCAAUCAACUUCAGCUGGAACCGAAACUACCAGUGAUAAUGGAAACGGAAGUGGCUUUUAUCAACAAUCGAAUGACACUCAAAUUACAGUCAUCGAACGUGAAGGUUCAGGAGAAGUCGAACGAUCAGAAAUGUAUAAUAAUCCCGCUGCCAACGAAUCUGCUAUUACCGUGUAUCAUGUUGGAUCCACUUCAGCUGGUGGGAAAUGA